AAUAAAAUCAGCAGCAAUAAGGAUGAAUUUACAUUUCGUUUACUUAGUUUUUGUCAUUUUGGCUGGAGUUCUUGGUGUUUGUUCGCAAAAAUAUCAACAUAUUGCGAGAUGUCACUAUGAUGAAUCAGCAGAAGGUCAUUAUUCUUUAAAGUUUAUUUGUAUCGAAAAUUAUAUGGAAACCAACUAUUUCUCAAGUCAAUGGUCUACGUGCUUCAACCAAAAUGGAUUUCAUAAGUGGCAUAUCGGUUUAAUAAAUUUUGAAAACUGUGAUCUUGCGCAAAUUCAGAACAAUUUUUUCGGAGUGUACUAUAAUGUGUAUUAUUUGAAUUUAACAAACCUUGGCAUAGAAACAUUGCAACCAGAAAGUUUUGUAGGAGCCAAGCAGUUGGAAACUCUGCAUGCAGCAGGAAACAAACUCACUGAAGUGCCGGCGAACUUAUUUGGUGAAUGCACAAAACUAAAAUAUUUGGACUGUUCAAAAAAUAAAAUCAAUUAUUUUGAUCCAAACGCCUUCUCUGCUGGAAACCAUCUGGAAACUUUGUUAUUGUUAUACAACAACAUUACUGAAUUGCCGGUCAAUACAUUCCAAAUACUGAUUGACUUGAAAACGUUGGACUUAUCAUUUAAUAAUAUUGUUGAAAUUCCGUCGUUUUUGUUCCACAAUAUGGAAAAACUAAACAAUGUCAAUUUAUCGAAUAACAAAAUAAUUACGAUUGAUCACUUUGCAUUUUCUAGUGCAUUGGGCUUACAAAAAGUGAUUUUAGCGCACAAUAAACUUACGUGUUUGAAUCGGCAGAUAUUUGAUACACAUUUAAAUGUGACGCAUUUAGAUAUUUCAUUUAAUCAGAUCACAAUCUCAAAAAUGAAUGCUUUGGAAAAGACUUUGACCAUCUUAGAAAAUUUAGUGCAUUUCAACGCAUCAGGCAAUCCAAUUAAGAAUGUGGACAAAGAAACAUUUGCGAAUAAUUUAAAACUUGAGACUUUGUCAUUGUCCAACUGCAGCUUAACACAAAUUAAACCGGGCACAUUUUCAUCUUUAUCAAAAUUGACCAGACUGGAUUUAUCCUAUAAUCAAUUAAAAACAUUGGAUUUGAAUACGCUUCCGUCAGAUCUUCGAAACCUGAAAAUCGCCGGCAUCGACAGCAACAAAUUCAACUGCUCAUACCUUGAAAAGCUUUUUGAAUCAAUUACACCGCAACAUUUGGUCGCAAUUUCAAAUCGAAUUAGUCGCAACUGCACUUCGGCUAAUAAUGAAGAAAUGAUUCGAAAUGAUUCAAGUGAAACCACAACUGCACGUUCAGAAAAUAACGUUAGUUUUGAUAUCGACACAGAGAAGGCGGAAAGCGAUGAAAAAACGCAAACAACGGAAACAGUGGAGACUGUUGAGCACAAAACGGAGAAGAAACAUCUGAUUUCAAUGGACGCUGAACAAAACUAUCAGAUCAACGACAAGAUGCACAAUAGCAUAAUUUUAAUGGAAAAGUAUUUGUUUGCGAUAACUUGUUUGCUGGCAAUUGGUUUUAGUUUAAUUGUGUUGAUUUCUGCUUGGAAGAUCUUUCAUUCGCGAUUUUUCAAAACACUUGAUGCCACUCAAGUAAUCUACAGAAGAGAUGCAUUAGAUACUUCCAUCUCAGUAUCUAAUACAGUGGAGAACAACAACUACGAUAUCAUUAAAUUCGACAAGUAG
This is a messenger RNA of Sitodiplosis mosellana (orange wheat blossom midge), 1687 nucleotides long. RefSeq names its product leucine-rich repeat-containing protein 15-like. Gene Ontology annotation, molecular function: protein binding. The transcript has a single exon. The record is from RefSeq and is a predicted model, not a curated record. Lineage: Eukaryota; Metazoa; Arthropoda; Insecta; Diptera; Cecidomyiidae. The coding region runs from base 23 to 1687 and encodes 554 amino acids. Gene Ontology annotation, cellular component: extracellular matrix.